UCACUGUUCAAUCUUUUCCGUUUCCGUUGAUCAAUAAACAUUUUCUGAUGUAAAGUGAAACAAAUUACUUUAAAAAUUAAAAUAAAAGUUAUUAUACAUCUUCCAUCAUGGCCAUGCUAGAACCAAUACAAUUUCACGUUGGUCAUGAGUACAAAGUUAUAAUUACACAUUUCACUAAUCCAAAAAAUAUAUAUUUUCGGUCUGAUGUGCAUGAAGACAUUAGAGCCAUUGAAACUCCAGGAAAAGAUGUAGUUCAUACUCCUGUUAACAAUCAAAAUAUAAUUUAUAAGUCUAAAAUACUUGAUAAACUGGUUCGAGGAAGAAUAUGUCACAUAAGUGACGAAGCAAAUCCUACAUGUGAUAUAUUUGCAAUUGAUUAUGGUUGCAUGGAUACUGGUGUGGAGAUCAAAAAUAUACAUCCUCUAAACUUGAAUGUCCCAGAUUCAAAUUGUCCUGGAUUGGCAGUUCAUUGUCAGUUACACAUAUGCGAACCUACAGAAGAUGAUUUUGGACCAGGUAUUCAAGAAAAAAUGAAAAUAUUCCUUGGUGAUGGGCCACCAAUGAUACAUGUAGUUAAUAAAACUCAAGAUACUCUAGUGGUUGAAAUAAUGCCUUUCUGUGGUGCUUAUGAUUUGUCUCAGAUGUUGGUAUUAUAUGGCUUAGCAGUGUUCUCAAAGCCAAAGAAAGUAAAGAACACUUUUUCAUCAACUAAGAGUAAAGUGACACUUGUAUUAAAUUACGAACCUAAAAAGUUACGUGUAGGAGAUAUCUUGUUGGGCAAAGUGAUUGGCGGAGACUCAAUAAACAACUUCUAUUUCUGUGAAAUCAAUGAUAAUGGUCAAUCAAAGGAGAUUAUAGAUUUGUCAGCAUAUUGUAAAGAUAAAUCAACAGAUAAUCUCAAUAUGAUUAUAGGAGAACCAUGUGCUGUAGAAAUUGAUGGAAACUGUUACGAACGUGCUAUAAUAAGGGCUGUUAACAGUAAGGAAUGUAGUGCAACAUUGUUCCUUGUAGACAAGGGUACAGAGAUAGAAAGCAAGUUCUCUUGUCUUAAGCCUGUGCUUGAUAAACAAUACUAUGAUGUACCAAUGCUUGCUAUUCACUGUUCAUCUACUGAGGAGGUAGUCAAUGGAGUGCCCUUCAAAGAAUUUUUAUCAGAUUCUAUAAAAUCACAAAUUAAAUUAAAAGUUGUAAUCCGAGAAUUGGGAGAUUUUCCUGUUAAACCUAAUAAAAUAAAGAUUCUUCGGGUAGAGAAGUAGGUCUGGUACCUUAGGUACUUGAGCUGCUCAUGAAAUAUGAUAAAGUUUUUUUACUUAUUACUUAUUUACUUUACUUUACUUAUUAAAAUGUUACUGUACUCUUGUUAUGGUUUGAAAUAAAUAAAUAAAUUUAAAAAAAGUUUAUUUAAUUCUUAUGUAUCCUGCAUACUUUGCAUAAAAUGUGUAUA
Messenger RNA from Spodoptera littoralis (African cotton leafworm), 1444 nucleotides. The record is from the annotation of a GenBank genome assembly. NCBI's taxonomy places the organism in Eukaryota, Metazoa, Arthropoda, Insecta, Lepidoptera, Noctuidae.